This is a messenger RNA of Cannabis sativa, 2288 nucleotides long. Its product is annotated as pentatricopeptide repeat-containing protein At3g53170. The transcript is spliced from 2 exons. Gene Ontology annotation, molecular function: protein binding. NCBI's taxonomy places the organism in Eukaryota, Viridiplantae, Streptophyta, Magnoliopsida, Rosales, Cannabaceae. Bases 190 to 1638 code for a protein of 482 amino acids. The record is from RefSeq and is a predicted model, not a curated record.
AACCAAUGUUCUUUCCAGUUUCAACGGUAAAUAACGAUCAGUUGAAGUCAUCAUCAUUAUCCUGCACACCCGCGCAAUCUAGCACUACUGCAUUGACACUGCUAACUUACACCAAUCUUCUUCUUCUUCUUCCUCCAGUAACAAACUCCAACCUCACUUGCAUUGCAAACACUGCCUUAUCCAUUAACUAUGGAGUCUUACCUCUUAGACACCUGUUCAUGGAGAUAUUCUUUAACGUCCACCACCUAUUCGACAAAAUUCCGCAAUGACAGUUCUCACAUUCCAAUCCCACAAAUUCGAUGCCUUCAUGUAUUAUCGAAACGCAGCUCCUCUUCUUCAAGGGAAAUGCAUAAGAAUUCCGAUAAGGACCUGUCUCGGAUUUUGCGAACUGAUGCAGCUAUUAAAAACAUUGAGAGAAAAGCAAAUUCCAAGAAGUAUAACAAAUUGUGGCCUAAAGCUGUUUUGGAGGCACUUGACGAGGCUAUUAGUAACAAUUUUUGGGAGACUGCCCUAAAGAUUUUUGGACUACUACGUAUGCAACACUGGUAUGAGCCGAGAUGUCAAACAUACACGAAACUCUUGGUGAUGCUUGGCAGGUGUAAGCAACCUCAGCAAGCCAGCUUGUUGUUCGAGAUCAUGUCCUCUGAUGGGCUGCAGCCUACUCUUGCUGUCUACACCGCCCUUGUUGGUGCGUAUGGCCAAAGUGGUCUCCUGGACGAGGCAUUUUCUGCUGUGGCUGAUAUGAAAUCAGUCUCUGAUUGUGUACCAGAUGUAUAUACAUAUACUAUUCUUAUCAACUGCUGCAUUAAGCACCACCGUCUUGAUCUGAUUCAACGUGUUCUUGAUGAAAUGUCGUAUUUUGGGAUCGAAUGUAGUACUGUCACAUACAAUACUCUUAUUCAUGGAUAUGGUAAGGUUGAGAUGUUUGAACAGAUGGAGAGCACAUUGACUGAUAUGAUUGAAAGUGGGAACACCCUUCCGGAUGUUUUCACAUUGAAUUCUAUUCUUGGGGCUUAUGGAAACUAUGGCCAGAUUAGUAAGAUGGAGAAAUGGUACGAUGAGUUUCAGCUUAUGGGGAUUAGACCAGAUGUUAAGACCUUCAACAUCUUGAUAAAAUCAUAUGGGAAAGCGGGCAUGUACGAUAAGAUGAGCUCGGUUAUUGAGUACAUGGACAAAAGGUUUUUCUCUCCCAAUGUUGUUACCUUCAACAUAGUUAUCGAUGUAUUUGGAAAAGCCGGUGAUGUUUCGAUGAUGGAUGAUUACUUUAAGCAAAUGAAACAUAGAGGACUGAAGCCUAACUCUAUCACAUACUGCUCUCUUGUGAAUGCUUAUAGUAAAGCCGGGCUUAUAGAGAAAGUUGAUUCUAUUUUUAUGCAAGUUGCAAACUCUGAUGCUACACUGGACACACCCUUUUUCAACUGUGUUAUCAAUGCCUAUGGUCAAGUUGGCGAUGUCAAUAUGAUACAUGAAUUGCUUUUGGCUAUGAAGGAGAGGAAUUGUUACCCUGACAAUAUCACUUAUGCCACUGUGAUCCAAAUCUACAAGGCUCAAGGCAUGAAUGAUGCUGCUCAAGCUAUGGAGAGUAAGAUGAUUAACCCGAAGGAGCAUUCAGAUAACUUGAAAGGACUCAUAUGUUAAACCGAUUCUAAUCACUAAUUUACUAGCCAUUUGCCACAAUGGGCCAUGCAUACAGGGCCAAUGCAUUUUAAAUGAGCUGGACUUGGUGCCAUAUUACAAAGGCUCAAAAGAAACUAUAAAAGGAUGGCUUGACUUCUGAGUUUGGGCUUCAUGGAAACUAUUAUUCUGUUACUUCCUGUGAAGUCUUAAAGUGAAUGAGUUCAAUUUGGUUUGGUUAUUGGACUCCAACUCUGUGACCAUGGAAUAGAUUUUCAAGUCAAACAUGGGUAUUGGUUCACUAAGUGACAAGCUCAGCCCACACCAACUAUGCAACCAAUGAUGCAGAUGGCAAUAUAGUUGGAAGUCCCUAUCUGAGGAUGGUUUGCUAAGAUCUUUUACCCUUUAAAGCUUUCUUUAUUCUGUUUCAAUUUACUGACAAAAGUUAAUUAACUAUGAACUUUGUCCAAAAGUAUGUUUUCAGUCAUAGCUCAAAUUAUGUUUCUCCUAUUUCGAGAGUUAGACACAUGAUGGGGGUUGGCCCCGAAAGACUAAAGCAAGAAUCUUCUAAUUGAUCCAUCAAAAACUAACACAUAUAAAAGAAGCUCGAUCUUAGAAAAAUGAGCAUACACUCUGUAAUGUUCUAUACUGAAUUGUAGUAUAUUACAUUCUUU